AUGUCCGACAUCAUUUCUGCGCCAGAAUGGGACAAACCGCUACCAAGGCUCGAAACCAUGCCAUCAGAGAUCCUCGCGAAGAUCAUCGCCUUUACCAUCCCCGAGAACUUCAACCUUAACAUCAGCAAUAUAACAACCGAAAACAGCCAGAAAACGCCCCUCAACGCGGCCGGCUUACCGCCACCACCGCGUCGAGUCCGCCGAGCUGCUCGACCUGUCCCUCCUAUGGGAGGAGCACUCCGCCGGGCGCUCGAAGGUGAGCCCGGCAUACUCAAUCAGAUCCUGUACCAUAUUGUUGGUGACCGCCAGCCCCACCGAACUGACUAUAACCUCAUCCGCCGAGCUUUCCUCGACUUAUUCAACUAUAGCAUUGGCCCGGGCUGGCAACAUCUCACGAUCCAGACCAUGCCUGUCGGAGGAGACCCAUACUUCGAAAGAAUGCUGCAAGUACGAUGCAGCAAUCGCCGCAGUCCGAUCGCCGUGCGGCGGAGGCUUCCAUGGGAGCCUCGCGCCAUUGAGUACGUGGAUACCAACCAAGGUCCGUGGGUGACCCGCAACAUGAGGCGCCUAUGCAGAAACACGAACGCCAACGUUGACGUACGCGAGCCCGUGGAAACGCGUCUGCAAUUCUUCCGCUGCCAAGGUACAGGGCACAGAGGCAAUAAUCCGCCUCAUGGCCCAAACAUUUGGAUCUGUAGCGAAUGCGCCGACUGGGAGAACUUCCACUGGGACUUCUUCCGUUGGCGGCACGACUCGAUGUUCAUGCCGUGCUAUGAUUGCACCAUGAACGGUGUAGUCCCGCGACCGAAGAAGAAGUGUCGAUGCCGGAACCAUGGAAAACUAACGAUCCGUCGAGUGAGCAGACGUAAUCGCGCUUUCACAGUACGCGACUGGCUGUGCGGCGAGUGCAAGACAGCCGAGUAUGAGAUUCCGUACAAAGCUGUCGGGCGCACAGCUCAACGCCGCAACAUCCCCGACCAAUUUGGAAUCGCAGGCCUUCAUAACUCGCCAGGUGCGUACAUCCAUGACUUUCCUGAUUGCAGUACCAACCCCUUUAACAUCGGCACUUCGGUCACCUGGCGAAGCCACUGCCAGCUACCGUGCACCAACACCACCAGGGACACGUGGAUUCAGCGUACGGACGCUGAGAGGGAGCAAAUCAUCCGCAUCUGCCUGGUCUGUGAAGGGGAAGUCCCAGCAAACAAGAUCUAUCAGCAGGGUUGGACUAAUCAGAGCAACACGCAAAUCUGGCCCAGGCAAGGUCAGAUGGGCUACCCACCUACAGGUGGCUAG
Messenger RNA from Cyphellophora attinorum, 1293 nucleotides. RefSeq lists its product as uncharacterized. The transcript has 2 exons. Lineage: Eukaryota; Fungi; Ascomycota; Eurotiomycetes; Chaetothyriales; Cyphellophoraceae. Bases 1 to 1293 code for a protein of 430 amino acids. The record is from RefSeq and is a predicted model, not a curated record.